AACUUGGAAUAUAAUUCUAAAUACAAACACAUGAAUGAAUGUAGAGUAUAAUUCUGAACACACAUAUGCACACACAAAACAUGAAUGAACUUGGGAUAUAAUUCUAAAUACAAACACAUGAAUGAAUGUGGAGUAUAAUUCUGAACACACAUAUGCACACACAAAACAUGAAUGAACAAAAUAAUAAUAAUGAACUAUAUAUGUGAAUACAAAUCAUAAAUGUGUGAAUAAAACAAUUCCAACAGUGGUGUGAACACGGGCAGUAAUUUUGCUCGAAAUAUUACCAAUAACAAAACUUAUCAUUGUGUGUAAACUAUUCAAAUAUAAUUAUACUUUAUUUAAUCUCAUCCACAAUGCUCAAACUUUUUACUGAUAUUAAUUCAACAUUUGCUUGUUUAUCUCUUCCGCGGGCCCACGAGAUUAGGUCUAACGAAGUAAUCUUUCAUUCGAGCGUUUGGUGUGUGGCGGCGUGGUCCUAACUGCAGUUCGACUAUUUGUGUUGGUCUUCUCUUUGUCGUAGCAUAGAUUGCGGUGGCCUCUGUGAAUUCCAUUACAGUUGUUGGUGUGAUAUAAACCGCAGAACCUCAAUGGAUUUCGGUGGGUUACAUAUACGUUUUCACUUUCAUUUAAAGAUAGUCAUAUUCGUGUUUCCUUCUUGUCUGUUUCCGGUUCUCAUAAGUUUGUGAAAUUGAAUGAGGGGAUCAAAAUGUAACUUUGUUCGCUUGACACAGUCAGUACUAAGGGCUACAGUGUUCUCAUUACUGUAACUGAUCAACGAAAGAUUUCUUCUCAUAGUCGUUAUGGGAGUCAUGCGCCUUCUGAAAUCUCUCAUUUUAUCCUGUCACGUUUCUGUGACUAUUGUAAAUCCCAGGAUUUUUAGAUUUAGUUAGAGAAAUUGUUUAUUGGCAUGAGCCCAUGAAGUCGGGUAUUGUUGCAGCCGUUGGGCUGACAUUACUCUUAAGUCUGUCAUCCAUGUCCCUGGUCUCUUUUAUCGCCUACAUCGGAAUUGCGAUAAUGUGCUGCACGACGGCUUGCAAGCUUUAUGGUUUUAUUACGCGUCAAUUCAAAUCAAAUCAGGAUUCACCGAAAAACCCAUUUGAAUUUUGGCUUGAAUUGGAGAUGACUUUACCUGGAGAAAAAAUUGGCGAGCGUGUCGCAGCCUUGUGUGAAAAAUUGUCCGAAAAGUUGAAUUAUUUACGUCGCGUAUUGUGGUUGGAAGAUUACUUUGAGACUGUAAAGUUGGUUGUGUGUUUAUACCUACUUUCCGUAGUAGGUGCUUGGUUUAAUUUGCUUACCCUGAUAACUAUAGCAUUUGUUCUCGGGAUGACUUGUCCUAAAAUAUAUUUAUUAUGCAAGCCCCAGUUUGAUGCGGCAUUCCAAACAACUAAGGAGAAAAUCUUCAGUAUGCUUAAAUUCGCUGAAGCGAAAGUAUCAGGGCUUCGUGGGAAGCCUUCUACAGAAUAAUUUUGUAAAAGUGACAAGUCAUCAAGCCCAACUCAUCCAAAGAUACAUCACAUUCUAUGUACUAUUUCAUUCCUUCGAUGUCUUCCUGUUCAUCAUUCGAAACCGUCGAGCACUCAUCAGAUCAGAUAGACAGUGUUGACGUUAGAAUGGCCGUUUAUCAACGGAUGUUUCAUGACACUUCCGCUUCUUUGUCUUCGCCCUUUUCUUCUUCUUCUUCUUCACAUGUAUCCCAGUCUGAUGAGAGAUAUAUGUAUAAUUGUGUGUCAAUAAAGCGAUUGCAAUUGCCAUGGAA
Molecule: messenger RNA, 1756 nt
Organism: Trichobilharzia regenti
Lineage: Eukaryota; Metazoa; Platyhelminthes; Trematoda; Strigeidida; Schistosomatidae
Source: the annotation of a GenBank genome assembly